AUGUCGUGUUAUUAUCUACUUCCCCCGUGCCUUGAUAGUCUAAAUAAGAAACAGUGUCUCGAUUGGCGCGAUAUUUGCGAUGGUGAAAUUGAUUGCUUAGACGGCAGCGAUGAGCAAUUGAAAUUAGGUCAACAGCUAUGUUAUCAAACUCUGUCUAUGGAUUGUGAACCCGGUUACGUUGAUGACGAACAUUUACCUUGUGCUGACUUAAUCCGUCUCUACGUUAGAUUAAGGAAGGAAAUUUCGGAUCAGCAGCCGUUUGAUAUAAAACAUGAACUACCGAGAAAAUGUAAAACUACAGAUAAAUUGAUUCCGAUCUAUAAAUACUCACAUUUCUUUUCGCCAUUUGUAAAUGCGUAUUUAACUCAUGAAUCAAUCCAAGAACUCAUUGAUACAGCUAUAAUUGAUCCAAUUACAUUCUUGUUGUCUCCUGAUGUAUUUUGCGUGAGCAAUCAAACUAGUCAAUGUUCAACAAAGAGGGAUGCUUUCCGACACUGGUCCAUCCCAUUCGAUGGUUUAUUCGGAAUAAAAUUAAAAACGAACUUGUGUGAAGAACAUCCUCAAAAUAUUUAUUAA
Adineta ricciae is the source of this 576-nucleotide messenger RNA. The record is from the annotation of a GenBank genome assembly. NCBI's taxonomy places the organism in Eukaryota, Metazoa, Rotifera, Eurotatoria, Adinetida, Adinetidae.